AUGGUUAUCGUGCAUUUUUUCACUGCCGUCUUGGCAGUAUUCACACUUCUCAUUGGUGCCGGGGCUACCCCUUUUUCCACCCCUCCCUCCAACAUUUCGAUCAAUGAACACAAACACCCAGCCACCGUACCAGGCACUUACGACUGUAGUGGAAGCCACAUGUGCACCACUCUGCAGGUAAGAUGGUGCGACAAAGCGGUCAACGAAAAGCUCUAUCGGACGGACGAUGUAAUUUAUGGGUCGCGCUCGUCCCCCGUUGAAUACAAAGGAGCCUGUGGUACCGCCUACUCCCCUCUCGGCUGCGGGGUGACAAUCGAAGGUGGCCCAGAGUGCAUGGCGACUGGCAAUCAGAUCUGGUGGCAUUACCAAGAUAUUCGAUCUAAGGGUAACUGUACGGUAUGCGGCCACAAGUACUGGGAUUGGGGGGAUUGCGUGACAACCGUCAAUUACGUCCGAGACUGUUUACCAUGA
This is a messenger RNA of Hypoxylon trugodes, 471 nucleotides long. RefSeq lists its product as uncharacterized. The transcript has 2 exons. Lineage: Eukaryota; Fungi; Ascomycota; Sordariomycetes; Xylariales; Hypoxylaceae. Bases 1 to 471 code for a protein of 156 amino acids. The record is from RefSeq and is a predicted model, not a curated record.